Candidozyma duobushaemuli is the source of this 1197-nucleotide messenger RNA. RefSeq lists its product as uncharacterized. Bases 1 to 1197 code for a protein of 398 amino acids. The transcript has a single exon. Lineage: Eukaryota; Fungi; Ascomycota; Pichiomycetes; Serinales; Metschnikowiaceae. Gene Ontology annotation, biological process: mitochondrial L-ornithine transmembrane transport. The record is from RefSeq and is a predicted model, not a curated record. Gene Ontology annotation, molecular function: L-ornithine transmembrane transporter activity.
AUGAAUACAGACCUCACUAUAGGAUCCGACGACGAUCAUGUUCGACGUGAGAAGGUGAGCAACCAAACUGUGUCCCUCUCGACUGCUGGUAUCAGAGCUGUCUUGUACCAACUUCAGUCGUUAUAUAUGAGAACACCCAUAAAACUCUUUCGUCCCUCCCGAUUCGACUACAUGGUCUAUGUGAGGGAGUUGGCCAAUAAACAUGAUGGCAUAAACUCGAAGCCGUAUAGAUUCAGCACACAUUCGACGCUUGGCAUGCUACAUAAUGUUAUCAAGAAGGAAGGCUGGAAGUUCAUUCCCGACCAGGUACUUCCGCCUCUCAUUGCCAAUUCAGCAACAGGAAUCAUCUUAUACGGCUCAUACUUGACAUCCCUAGACUACCUAGAGAAGGACAGGCCUAAGGGAUCUAACAAGGACUACUACUAUCCACCUACAGAUACUUGGAAAGCAGGCUUCAUAGCUGGAGCCGUUCAGUCCCUAGCUGCAGCUCCUGUGGAUGCCAUUUUCACGAGACUGUCCAUGGCAGAGAUCAUGAGUGGCAAACAUCAGAACCUUUGGGUUUUCGGUUGGGAGAAACUCAAAGAAGUUGGAUUCUUGGGUGUGUUCGCAGGAUACGGUUUUUCACUCAUCAAAGAAAGCUUGGGAUUUGCUUUUUACUUCUCAACCUUUGAGCUUGUCAAGACAAGAGGAUACAGUUUGACAUAUAGGGUCAUUUCUUCCUUCCGUCGCUUCAAGCAGAGGGUGAGAGAAAAGCUUUCCUUGUCACUGAAGAAUCAAGAAACAGAUGCAGCGCUCCUCCGAUUUGAGCAAACCAGACUGACCAAGAUUCUAAAAUCUACAUUUAUUCUUCUAGCAGGAGCCUCGGCAGCAUUUUCUCUACUAGCUGUUCAGUACCCCAUCUCAAAAGUACAGAAGAUACAUCUACACCGCUUAGAAGCGCUAGACAUCUAUUCAGCGACGAUGCACAAAAAGCAGCGUCAUUUUUUCAAGAUUUACUACAACUCAUAUGUUGAUACAUUGCAACACUGCAUGGCCAUCAAACGCAGAAGCAACCAGACAUGGUUCAAACUCGCGUACAAAGGGUUUGCUAGAAAUGCGUUGACUACCAUUCCUGCAACAUCCGUUGGCUUACUUGUUUUCGAGAUUAUGCGUACUCGUCUUUCCGAUAGUCUUGACGACAUGAACGAGCGUUUCUGA